This is a messenger RNA of Morus notabilis, 2547 nucleotides long. Its product is annotated as probable receptor-like protein kinase At5g24010. The transcript has a single exon. Gene Ontology annotation, molecular function: ATP binding; transmembrane receptor protein tyrosine kinase activity. Gene Ontology annotation, biological process: protein autophosphorylation. Gene Ontology annotation, cellular component: plasma membrane; plasmodesma. The coding region runs from base 125 to 2485 and encodes 786 amino acids. Lineage: Eukaryota; Viridiplantae; Streptophyta; Magnoliopsida; Rosales; Moraceae. The record is from RefSeq and is a predicted model, not a curated record.
UUUUCCUUGGCAUCUAUCCCUCAAAUUCCCGGAAAAACACGAAAGAAAAGCCAAAGCUUGCAAACUUCCAAGUCUCACAAAAAAAAUCAUCAUAUACCCGGGAAAACACCCAAAAAAAAAAAAAAUGCUUCGCUUCCAACUAUUUCUUCUCCUUCAUCUCCUCAAACUCUCUUCACUUGAACUGAUCGUAUCAUCAAAUUACAGUAAACCAGAUAAGUACUUCAUCAACUGUGGAUCAAAUUCCAACACCAGUAUCUCUGAUGACAGAAUCUUUGUGGGAGAUCUGGACCCUCCAUUCUCUCUAUCAUUUGGAAGAAGCAAAGAUGUCAAGGACACCAACCCUUCAAACAAUACCCCGUCUCUCUAUCGCACGGCGAGAAUCUCCGACCGACCAUUUUCGUAUGAGCUCCGACUCUCCAACCACAACAGGACACACGUGGUACGCCUUCAUUUCUUCUCCUUUUCGACUCGGAGGAUCAACCUCUCAGUCGCAGUUUUUGACGUUUCGACUUCAGGACUUUCACUGUUGUCCAACUUCACCGUCGGAGAUAGAACUGGUAUUGUACUAAUUGAGGAGUUUCUUGUCACAGUGAAAGAAGGAUUACUCCGUUUAUGCUUUGUUCCAUCUCAAAAAUUAUCACCUCUUGCUUUUGUGAAUGCAAUAGAAGUGUUUCCUACCCCAGAUAACUUCAUAUCGGACUCCGCUUCUUUGGUUACUUCUGUUGCAAGUAAUAGUGGUAACAAGAAUUACACUGGAUUGCUCUCUUUAGUUUUGCACCCUGUCCAUAGGAUCAAUGUUGGGGGUCCCACCAUUACACCAGAGACUGAUACUCUAUGGAGGAAAUGGCUACCAGAUGAAGAUUUUCUAUCCAAUAGUGAAGCUGCUAGGAAGAGUCAAUUCUUUAGUGGCAAACUUGCUUGGCAUAAUGGGGUUACAGAGUACACUGCCCCGGAAAGCAUUUUCAGGACGGCAAAAGUGCUUAAUGUAAAUUCUAAUUUCUUCAAAAUGAGAUGGCGUUUUCCGGUUAAAGAGAGCGUUGCGCAUCACCUAGUUCGCGUCCACUUUUGCUACUAUAUCAACGCCUCGGUUAACUUCUUGGAGUUCAGUCUCUUUAUUUUCAGAAACUUUGAGAAGUUGGUGAAUCCAUUCAAGGAAACAAAUGAAUUCGCUAGUCCGUUUUACUAUGAUUUUGUUGUGGAUUCGAGUGGUUCUCCAUUCAUCAAUGUAAGCAUUGGUUUGAAGCUCGAAAAGUUUUCGUCGAGUACUGAUUUGACUCCUUUCUUGAAUGGAUUGGAGAUUUUUGAGAUGCAAAAAAAGACCGGUAUAGUUCUCUCUCAUAAUCAGCUUAAGAAGAAUAAUAAUAUUAUGCUAGCUGGUGUAUGUGUUGCUUGUGUGGUUGUUUUUAUGGGCAUAUCAAUCUCCGGUUUUCUAGUUUUGAAGAGCAAGAAAACGAAGCCUGAUAGAAGUACUAAGCUAAACCUUAAAUUGAAGAUAUCUUUAAGUGAUAUUCAGAGAGCAACUAGAAAAUUUGAUGAGAAGUUGGUGGUUGGACAAGGCGGUUUUGGGAAAGUUUACAAAGGAAAUCAUAAAGGCAUGAACGUCGCGGUGAAAUGGGUUGAAAGGGGGCAUGGAACUGUGAAACGAGGGGAAUCGGAUGAUGGACAAGGUCUUCAUGAGUUCAAAUCGGAGAUCAGGGUGUUGUCUCAAAUCCGUCACAAACAUCUUGUUUCCUUAAUUGGGUAUUGUGAUGAUAAGUACGAAAUGAUACUUGUGUAUGAGUUCAUGGAAAAGGGGACAUUGCGAGAGCAUCUAUAUGACACACAGAGCAAGGCUCAAAAACCAUCAAUGAAACCCAAAUUGUCAUGGGAGCAAAGGCUUGAGAUUUGCAUUGGCCCGGCUAAGGGCCUUAACUACUUGCACACCAGUUCGUCUGAGGUGAUAAUUCACCGCGACGUUAAGUCGUCAAACAUCUUGCUAGAUGAGAACUAUGUUGCUAAAGUUGCUGAUUUUGGACUUUCUAAGGCAGGUCCUCCUGAUCCCAACAAUGAGAGUAUUGACCUCAAAGGAAGCUUCGGUUAUUUCGAUCCCGAGUAUAUUAGGUCCUCACAAUACACGGUCAAAUCCGAUGUUUACUCUUUUGGGGUCGUACUUCUUGAGGUGCUUUGUGCUAGACCGGCCAUUUUCACUCUCUCUGAAGAGCAGGACACUGUGAGCUUAGCUAAAUGGGGGAUACUUUGGAGACGAAAAGGGCAGCUAGAGAAGAUCAUAGAUCCUUUGCUGGUGGGCGAAAUCCACCCCGAAUCGUUGAAAGUAGUGGGUGAAAUAGCUGAGAAGUGCUUGAAGGAAAGUGGAUCUGAGAGGCCUACAAUGCAGGAGGUGGAAUGGCACUUGAACCAUGCAUUGCAGCUUCAGAGAAAUCAAGCAACAAAAGGGCCUUUUGACGAUGACACUUCUACUAAAGCUUCUCCGGUUUCUGCAUCAUGAAUUCCUUAUGCAUUCACUGUUGGAGAAGAUGAUGAUGCAAUCUUUGAAGUUUCUGGUUGUUC